AUGUCCCUGCCGGAGUGGCACAUCGCGGUGAAGCUGGCGGACCAGCCGCUGGCUCCUAAAUCCAUCCUGCACCUGCCGGAGACGGAGCUAGGCGAGUGCCCGCUGGGAGGCUGUAGCAUCUCCCACCUGAAGCAGCUCAUCACCGGGAAGCUGCAGGAAUCCGUCCCGGACCCCGAGCUCAUCGACCUGAUCUACUGUGGCCGUAAGCUGAGGGAUGAGCAGACCUUGGAUUUUUACGGCAUCCAGUCUGGAUCCACAGUCCAUGUCCUGCGCAAGUCCUGGCCAGAGCCUGAUCAGAAACCAGAGCCUGUGGAUAAGGUGGCAGCAGUCCGGGAAUUCCGUGUCCUGCACACUGCCCUGCACAGCAGCCCUGCCUACAGAGAUGCAGUCUUCAAAAUGCUGGGAAACAAGGAGUCACUGGAUCAGAUCAUUGUAGCUACACCUGGCCUUAGCAGUGACCCUGUUGCUUUGGGAGUCCUGCAGGACAAGGAUCUCUUUUCAGUGUUUGCAGACCCCAGCAUGCUGGACACGCUGAUCCCAGCUCAUCCUGCCCUUGUGAAUGCCAUUGUCCUUGUCCUGCACUCAGUGGCUGGGAGCACCCCUCUGCCAGCCCCAGAGACAUCCUCCCGAGCCAUGGCCUCCAGCUCCUACAGGGACAUGCCAGGUGGAUUUCUCUUUGAAGGUCUCUCAGAUGAUGAAGAUGACUUCCACCAGGUAAGCAACCAGAUUGG
Molecule: messenger RNA, 731 nt
Organism: Acanthisitta chloris (rifleman)
Lineage: Eukaryota; Metazoa; Chordata; Aves; Passeriformes; Acanthisittidae
Gene: UBL7
Product: ubiquitin-like 7
Exons: 7
Biological process (GO): ubiquitin-dependent protein catabolic process
Cellular component (GO): cytosol
Molecular function (GO): polyubiquitin modification-dependent protein binding
Source: RefSeq, a predicted model, not a curated record